AUGGGUCGCGCACGUCGGGCCUCGGGCGGACCAUGGGCGUGUGUCGAAGCAAGAUCGGGGUUGCGGGUCUAUCGACACGCGACCAGCCGAAUCGUCACGGGCUGUUCGAACAUCGCUCAGGGGUCGCUCACGGGCUACGCAUGGGCUUUCCGCUCGUUCUGCUCAUGGGUCAUUCGUGCGCUGCUUCCGGGCAGCCCCUUCAGCAGCAGCAGCAGCAGCAGCGCAUACACCGGACUAGCCAACAUCAUCAAGCUCCUUCCGACGGGGACCGUCUUCCUGUUCCAAUUCCUCAACCCUCUUUUGACCAACAACGGCGAGUGCCACACUUACAACAAGUACCUGAGCGCCAUUCUGAUUGCAGUUUGCGGCAUUUCGUGUAUUAUCUCUUGCUUCACCGACAGCUACACGGGAAGCGAUGGGUCGACCCACUACGGGUUCGCCACGGCCAAGGGCAUCUGGCCUAGCUCGAGCUCGAGUAGCUCCACGAGCUCGUCGGGGUAUAAGCUUCGGUUUUCGGAUUUCGUCCACGCUUUCUUGUGUGUGAUCAUUUUCUUAAUUCUGGCAUUGUUGGACACGAACACCGUGAAGUGCUUCUAUCCGUCUUUCGAGAACACGGAGAAGACUGUGAUCAUGGUUCUGCCAACCGUGAUCGGCUCGAUCUCGAGCACGCUGUUCACGUUGUUCCCGAGCACGCGCAAUGGAGUCGGGUAUCCUUCAAGCAGUACCACCUCGACGACCAGUACUACCUCGGAGAGCAAUGCCGAGAAAGUUUGAUGAUACGCAGAAGCACAUAUGCAUGAUACGAUGCAACCAC
Eucalyptus grandis is the source of this 814-nucleotide messenger RNA. Its product is annotated as protein DMP2. The transcript has 2 exons. Gene Ontology annotation, biological process: endomembrane system organization. NCBI's taxonomy places the organism in Eukaryota, Viridiplantae, Streptophyta, Magnoliopsida, Myrtales, Myrtaceae. The coding region runs from base 1 to 774 and encodes 257 amino acids. The record is from RefSeq and is a predicted model, not a curated record.